AUGGAAUUUGCUGAUGGCGGUUCACUUGGAAACUAUUUGAAGGAGAAUUUUGAUAAUCUUACUUGGGAAGAUAAAUACAACUUUGCAUACCAGUUGGCUUGUGCGGUGUCGUGCUUGCAUGAAGAAGGAAUUGUGCAUCGUGAUUUGCAUUCCGGAAAUAUAUUAAUUCGUCAAGGCGUUAUUAAACUAGCAGAUUUUGGAUUGUCAAAAAGAAUUGAUGCAGCAACUAAUCAGUCAAAAACUUUUGGAGUAAUUCCUUAUGUUGACCCAAAAUUUUUUAACAAACGAAGAAUUGACAACUCAUCACCACGAUUUAAACUAAACGAAAAGAGCGACGUUUACAGUGUGGGUGUGCUAUUGUGGGAGAUAUCAAGCGGCCGCCCUCCAUUUUAUAUUAAGGAUGAAGGAUACGACAUAAGUUUAGCUGUCGAAAUUUUAGGAGGGCUUAGAGAAAAGAUUAUUCCGGGUACACCUGAAGAAUAUGUGAAAAUUUACAAUGUGUGCUGGGAUAAUGAGCCAAAUAAUCGUCCAUCAAUGAAUCAAGUAGUUGAUAAAUUAAAUGCAAUUAUUACGAUAACAAACACAACAGAAAAUAAUCAAUCAAAUGAUUAUGAACCAAAUGUUCAACAACGUCGGUUGAAUGUCAUUAAUGCUUCUUCUGAUAUAAAUAAUUCAUUGGGAAAUGAAUCUCAAAUCAUUCGAUUUGAUCAAUUAAAUUAUCAAAAGAAAAAUCAUGUAUCAAUAAAUUCCGAAAAUAUUCAUCAUUUGUCUGAAUAUUUAGAAGCAGUUUGGGAAGCCAUUCCAUUAUAG
This is a messenger RNA of Funneliformis geosporum, 810 nucleotides long. The record is from the annotation of a GenBank genome assembly. Lineage: Eukaryota; Fungi; Glomeromycota; Glomeromycetes; Glomerales; Glomeraceae.